AAUGUGAAAUUAAGGCGCGCUUUGGAAGAACAUGAAGCCAGAUUCACAAAUUUAGAGCAGAGAGAUAAAGAAAAGACCAACCUUAUUGCUAAAUUAGAUGACGAUAUCAAAGAAAUCAAACAAACUUCAACUAAUACCAGUUCUUUUAAGAAUCCUAAUAAUGCUGUCGCCGAAAGGCAACUAGAAAAGAUGGGGUCCCAAAGGGACCUGGCAAGGCCAUCAAAUACGUCUGAUAACACAUCCAAUUCUGAUUCUCAAUUACAUAAGAAAGUAGCAGAGAAUAUUGUUAAGGAUGUAUUUGAUUUCACGGCUACUUCAACAUCUGAGAAAAAUCAUGCGACUGAAAUUUUGCUGACGCCCGUCAGUGAAAAUCAUGUGACCGAAAAUAAUG
Racocetra persica is the source of this 391-nucleotide messenger RNA. Lineage: Eukaryota; Fungi; Glomeromycota; Glomeromycetes; Diversisporales; Gigasporaceae. The record is from the annotation of a GenBank genome assembly.